Molecule: messenger RNA, 639 nt
Organism: Prorocentrum cordatum
Lineage: Eukaryota; Dinophyceae; Prorocentrales; Prorocentraceae
Source: the annotation of a GenBank genome assembly
AUGGCGGCGCGCACAGGAUCGUCGCUUGUCUGCCCCGGAGGGCAGCUGCAGGGAGCGAGGCGGCGAAAGAUCGUCUCCUUCGACACGGCUCCUCAGUGCUUCGCACCCCGCGUAAGCCCCGUCGCUGCCGCUGCGGAGCUCGUCCAGGCGCUGCUGGCCGACGCCGAGUCCGACAGUGACGUGAGCACGGGCUCUCCCGCGGAGUUCGAAGUCCAGCUGGGGGCUCGGGCAGCCCUGCCCGACGACACUCCGGGCAGCAUGGCAUCGUCCGUGUUCAGCGACGCCGAUGAGUCGCCGGGCGCGCAGGAGGAGGACUACCUCGAGCUGGCCGAGAUCGAGGCGUUCGCUGACGAGCAGGCCCGGCGGUUCAUGCCUCUGGUAGAGAAGCGGCGCGCGCGCCGGACAGCCACCAUGAGGGGACAUCGGCCGUGCGAAGCAGGCGGACGGCAUCACUUUCCAGCUGAAGACCUCCGCCCUGUGGCAGCGCAGAGGAGCGGCCGGGUGCAGCCUGGCGGUCCCCGGUCGUGCACGCUGCUCGGUCUUGGGGGCUGCCAUGUGAGCUUCCCCCUGUUGGCUGGGAGGCCGGCCGGCGGCAGAGGACCCAGUGGCACAGACUCAAGCAACCUGCUUGCUUUUUGA